AUGAACAUAAUGGAAAAUAGCCCUUUCUUGGCUAACAUCAUGAAGCAAAGUGCUUUGUGUGGUGAACUGAAGUAUGAUUUAUCCUGCGAACUCUACAGAAUGUCAACCUUUUCUACUUUCCCCAUUAACGUGCCAGUGUCAGAGCGGAGUCUUGCCCGGGCUGGGUUUUAUUACACUGGUGUGCAAGAUAAAGUUAAGUGCUUCAGUUGUGGAUUAACAUUGGACAGCUGGCAACCAGGAGAUAAUGCUCUGGAGAAACACAAACAGCUGUAUCCUAGCUGCGGUUUUGUUCGGAACAUGCUUUCAGUUAACAACCUUGGACUGUCCUCUCGUUCUGCCUUUUCGCCUCGGGUCACAAACUGUCUCUCACCAUCUCUACAUUCCAUGACACUUUCUCCAAGUUUUGAUCAGGUUGGAUAUUUCAGUGGCUCUUUUUCUAGUUUUCCUCAAGACCCAGUCACUACUCGGGCCGUUGAAGACCUUUCAUUCUUGAGACCUAAGCUUCACAAUCCUUCUAUGAGUACAGAAGAUGCUAGGCUGCGCACUUUUCACUCGUGGCCACUGACAUUUCUCUCGCCCACUGAUCUGGCAAAGGCUGGACUUUAUUACUUGGGGACAGCAGACAAAGUUGCUUGUUUCACCUGUGGAGGCCAGCUGAGUAACUGGGAACCAAAAGAUAACGCUAUGUCAGAGCAUCGGAGACACUUCCCUACCUGCCCCUUUGUGGAAAGCCUUACCCGAGACCAGCCGAGUUUCAAUGUUUCGAAUGUGAGCAUGCAGACCCAUGAAGCACGUGUUAAAACAUUCAUAAAUUGGCCAACCAGAAUUCCAGUUCAGCCUGAACAGCUUGCGCAUGCUGGCUUUUACUAUGUAGGCCGCAAUGAUGAUGUCAAGUGUUUUUGCUGUGAUGGUGGGUUGAGGUGUUGGGAAUCUGGAGAUGAUCCAUGGAUUGAGCAUGCAAAGUGGUUUCCAAGGUGUGAGUAUCUGCUUCGUGUAAAAGGAGGAGAGUUUGUAAGUCAGAUUCAGGCCAGGUUCCCCCAUCUUCUUGAGCAGCUCUUGUCAACCUCUGAUACACCUGUGGACGAAAACAUUGAUCCCCCAAUUAUUCAUUUUGAACCUGGGGAGAGUCAUUCAGAAGAUGCAAUCAUGAUGAACACACCUGUGGUUAAAGCUGCCUUGGAGAUGGGAUUCAGUAGAAGGCUUGUAAAGCAAACGGUGCAGAGUAAAAUCUUGGCCACUGGAGAAAACUACAAGACUGUGAACGAUCUUGUGUCUGAUCUGCUCACUGCUGAAGAUGAGAAGAGGGAAGAAGAGAGGGAGAGACAGUUUGAAGAACUGGCAUCAGAUGAUUUGUCCUUAAUCCGGAAGAAUCGAAUGGCUUUAUUCCAACGUUUAACGUGUGUCCUUCCAAUCCUUGGGAGUUUACUGUCAGCUGAAGUGAUAACAGAACUUGAGCAUGAUGUUAUUAAGCAAAAGACUCAGACAGCAUUGCAAGCAAGGGAACUGAUAGAUACAGUUUUAGUGAAAGGAAAUGAAGCAGCCAGCAUAUUCAGAAACUGUCUACGAGAUUGUGACCCUGUACUGUACAAAGACUUAUUUGUGGAGCAGAACAUGAAGUAUGUUCCCACAGAAGACGUUUCAGGUUUACCUAUGGAAGAACAAUUAAGAAGAUUGCAAGAAGAAAGAACAUGUAAAGUUUGCAUGGACAAAGAAGUUUGUAUUGUUUUUAUUCCAUGUGGUCACUUAGUGGUAUGCAAAGAAUGUGCACCGUCCCUUAGAAAAUGCCCUAUUUGCAGGGGGACAAUCAAGGGUACAGUUCGCACAUUUCUUUCAUAAAGAGGGAAACUUGCAAAACGCCUGUUCCUGCCAUCCUCCAACUGCCCAAGCUUAAGCCAGCAGUGUCUUAAGAGUGGAAAACUGUGGAACAGGAGGUGAUUAAUCAACUUCCUAUCACCCUUACGUAACA
Mesitornis unicolor (brown roatelo) is the source of this 1966-nucleotide messenger RNA. RefSeq names its product inhibitor of apoptosis protein. The record is from RefSeq and is a predicted model, not a curated record. Gene Ontology annotation, biological process: negative regulation of apoptotic process; positive regulation of protein ubiquitination; regulation of cell cycle. The transcript has 8 exons. Bases 1 to 1836 code for a protein of 611 amino acids. Gene Ontology annotation, cellular component: nucleus; cytoplasm. Gene Ontology annotation, molecular function: cysteine-type endopeptidase inhibitor activity involved in apoptotic process; ubiquitin protein ligase activity. Lineage: Eukaryota; Metazoa; Chordata; Aves; Mesitornithiformes; Mesitornithidae.